AUGAAGCACUACACUCGGUUACUAGAGCGCCGAAUCGACUGGACUCAACCCGCCCGAAAGCGGGACACAGAAGGAGAGGACGAUGAGGGAUCCGAAAAUGAAAAAAGUGCACAGAACCCUGUCGAGUCUUCUGCCAUGGCCACGGAUGAAGCUUCUCUCGCUGAUAACCGUUGUGACACAGUCUGGCAAGGGGUGAUCUCAGAACGAGUUCUUCAUGGAUUCAAGACGGUUCGAGCACCUACCGAUAAUAUUGCCAGAGAAAAUUUAGGAAGCAAGCUCUCUCCUUACUGGGAUACGGUGAAGAACUGGAGGCCGGCCGACGAAGAAUUGUAUGAGUAG
Messenger RNA from Acaulospora colombiana, 339 nucleotides. Lineage: Eukaryota; Fungi; Glomeromycota; Glomeromycetes; Diversisporales; Acaulosporaceae. The record is from the annotation of a GenBank genome assembly.